AUGCUCGAAUUCUUGGCGGCUGCCAACUCUAAAACGCUUCCGUACGCCACGGUGCCAGGCACAGCAUCACUGUAACGUAGACGAUGGCCACAGAUAGAGCUUGUACUUGGUCUUCACGCAGUCCAUCCUGUCACAGUGAAUUGUGUUGUUAGUCGACAGAAUGUCUACGAACUAGGCUUGUAGCCCGUUGGUACUGCACUCGCCUCCCCUGGAGGAACAACUAAACUUGGGGGAGUCGGCAGCCACUUUGGACACUGUCAUAGUAAUCGAAUCUGAUGAAGAGGGUUUGGAUGGCCACUCAGACGAAAUACCAGCCUCUAGUGACGCUGCUGGUAGUGAUGCCGCGGCCACCGCUGCACAGGCAACUAAUCAGGGGUCGCUCUUCCCUUUAGACAACCUGCAGUUACCCUCGGCCUUCCUUUCUGAAUCAGAUGACGAUGCUGACCUUGGGGCUAUUGCACCGAUUGAUCCAGCCAGCCAGGCUGAAAUUUGCGAGUCGAUAAGAUCUUACACUGCCUCUGUUGCCCCUUUAAAUCCAGAUGUUCGGAAGUCCGAAGAAUGCAUAUCCUUGGACUGCGACAGCGGAGACAAAGAGGAAAUCGUAGACAGUUCGCGACGGUCUCCCAGUGCCACAGUGCCGUCGACGCUUGUCUCAGAAAUUUCCCCGGUCAGUGGCACCAAAAAAGGUGACAAUGAGCCACGCUCUGAGAUUUCUCUUCUUGAUUCCGAUCGCGAGAAUGAGACGGAGAGGCAGGAAGCAAACCACCGUCACCGCCAGUUAGUUUGCCUUUGCAUGCUGCCGCCGUCGACCCUAACGGAGCUACUGUUUCCCCCACCAUACCGCGAGGAACCGAGGUGA
Molecule: messenger RNA, 859 nt
Organism: Spirometra erinaceieuropaei
Lineage: Eukaryota; Metazoa; Platyhelminthes; Cestoda; Diphyllobothriidea; Diphyllobothriidae
Source: the annotation of a GenBank genome assembly